Molecule: messenger RNA, 4088 nt
Organism: Talaromyces proteolyticus
Lineage: Eukaryota; Fungi; Ascomycota; Eurotiomycetes; Eurotiales; Trichocomaceae
Product: dDENN domain protein
Exons: 7
Coding region: 241-3606 (1121 amino acids)
Biological process (GO): regulation of Rab protein signal transduction
Cellular component (GO): cytoplasmic vesicle
Source: RefSeq, a predicted model, not a curated record
AGGUAGCACCGUAGCAGGAGCUUUCUUUCCUCCUGCACUCAUCUCCAUCGUCGCCUCGCGUGCCUGCUAUCUGUGCCUAGCAUCAAAGGCCGUCGAAUACCAUCAAUUAAUAUUAUAAUAUCCAUUCGCAGUCCAACGCCACCUGCACUCUAGUUCCCGUGCGUCGUCAAUUGUGAUCCCAGCCCCCUGGCAGCACAAGCAAAUGCGCCCUCACAGCUCCCUCCGCCGCCCACCACAAGGAUGCCUCUAGCAGCCACCCCCGAGUCCACCACCCCUCUCGCCGACUUCUUCUGGAUUGCCGGUGUCGACGGCCAGGAAAUCGAAGAUACCUACUGGAGGCUGCGAAAUGAAUAUCUGAGCAAGCGAGAGAGUGCCCCGGGACCUGCCGUCUCCGAUACUAUUGAGGAGGAUGCCGAGCAUGAAGAAGACCACGCCAGGGCCAGUGCCAACGGCACUGAGCUAACAUCCAGCAACAGAAAUUCGCUCAAUCGACUGUCGAGGCUGUCGACCGACCCUCGCUUUUCCAUCUACUCAGGCGAUUCAAAGCUCUCCGAUCCCAAGGGAGCAGGGAGCAAUAGCAACCGGAGCAGCAUGACCAUUCGUGCGUCCACCGCGUCCAUGGAGAACUUUGAACUAGGAAAUGGUGAAUUCGACUUUGAUAAAGCGCUGCUCAAGUUCGCCUCCGAGAGAGAGUCCUUUUUGACGGAUUUGAGUCUGAGUGCUGGCGCCAUCACCCCCGCACGACCCAAGCCUCGAGCGAAGAUGCAGAAGAUUGUAUCAGAAGAAAAGCCUGCGUCGACAAAUCCGCUCAAGUCUGGCAUUGGCAGUGUCCGGCGUCAUAUGUCUUUCAGGGAUAUGAACAGCAUGAAGCGGCAGCCAUCACUUGCUCGACAAGCGUCAGUCCGCACAUCUCGACGAUUGAGCAAUUACAACUCAGUUAUACCCGUUCCUCAGCCACUCGAUACCUCACCAUCAAUGCAUCCUCUGAAGCGAAGGUUCGAGCCGGUAUUGCUGGACCGGUAUCCUCAGAAAGGCAUGGUCGACGAACAUGUCCAGCGAGGGACAUUUCCUGACUACGUACCAAUGUUCGCAUUUCCCAACGAUAUCAAUAUCGUUUCGUCGGAUCAAAAACCCCGCUCGACAUGGCAUGGUUUCGUUAUGACUACUGGUGAUGGCAGCAAGCUGCACGGUGUUUGCAUUAUAUUAUGGAUUCCGUUGGGCCAGAAAGCUGCCGAAGCACUUGAAGAAUGUUGUGAAGAAUGGCGCAAGGAUAAUAUGACCGAUGAGGAACGAGAACUCGCCGCAAGUCUAGGAGGGAGAUUGGCUGAUGAACGAGCCAAGCUUUCCACCCUUUUGGCCCGUCUUCCCACAGUCCCUUCUGGAUCUCCGGAGAGAGAAAAACUUGAGGAUGACAUUAGUGCUGUUGAGGAGAAAAUCGGACUGAUGACGGACCUUCUUCGACCGGUACGACACGGUGCAGCAUCCAAAAUCGAAGGCUUGACAGAUGACUCCGGUUUUUGGAUCCCUAGAGCAUAUGGUAUCAUGGGAAAGAACGCUUCCAUGACCAGUUUCUGGAAGGAAUGGCUCAAGGCCGUGGCAGUUCCUCGGACCAAUGGAGGCGUCUUGAGAGUUCCGGCUAGCUCUCCUACAGUUGGUAUCUGGCAACCGCUAGAAAGAUAUGUUAUGAACCUCUGUACGGAAGCAUUCAGCCCCAUAUCGUCAAAAACUCAGGUUGAGUUAUCUGUACGAGAGCUGCGGCUUUUCGCCCGAAAAGAAGCCCCGAAUGAGCUCCCGGGGUCUCGAAAUACUGAUUUAUAUGCUCUUUUCCGUUCCCUGUCUAUAUCAAACAUUAUUGUUCUUUUCGAGUAUGCUCUGGCAGAGUCUAGAAUCAUUUUUCUCUCAUCGCACACGUCUAUGUUAUAUUUAGCUACAAGGACUCUUGUUGACCUCUUGUUCCCUUUCACUUGGGCGGGAGUGUUAAUCCCAGUGUUACCAGCUCGUCUUAUCCAGGCCCUAGAAGCCCCUUGUCCGUAUAUUGUGGGAAUCGAAAGGCGAUACGAAAAAGUCGAAUUACCGUCGGACAGUUUUGUCUUGGUAGAUCUUGACUCCGACACGAUCGAAAGCGAUGUAAGCCCAACACCUCUACCUCGUCACCAGCGAAAGAAGCUGUUCUCCCUCCUUCAACUAGCUGCCCCACACCACAAUCGGUUUGGUGUGCGCCCUGGUCCACCAUCAUAUGCUGUAGAGGCGUACCCAUUCGACUCCUUUCCCACCGAGAACGGAUCUAUAUUGAAUUACAAGGCUGGGUCUACUUAUCUUUCUCGCUACGUCAGCCUGAAUUCAAAUUCUUUUGGUAAUGACCAGGGUGUUGCAGCCACACAAACACCUGUUUACAAUGCAUUCUUGUACGCUCGCGAUGAACAACCGCCUUCGAGGGGCUUUUCCAGAGGAAAUGAGCGGCCAGGGACAAGCUCAACAUCCAAGACAGGGUCCCCACCAUCCCCUAGGACCAGCUCACCGACAUCGGGACAUUUUCCGCCUCCUCUGCCAGUCACUCCUGUAUCUCGAAAUGACUCGGGUAUGGCAUUGCAAGCGUCUCUACGGGAGAAGCGAUCAGGUCAUUUCGAUGCUACUUCCCGGAGAAGCUCGUCGUUUGGCGCAGAGAGAAGAGGUGUUCCACGUCGGCCGAGCGUACCUUUCCUUGGCCACGCUUCUAACUUGUCUGUAACGACAUUGAAUACCGACUACGGCGGAGCAUCAACAUAUGCGCCGUCUGUGUAUGCCACGUCGACCAUUGCCGCAUCUACCAUUGUUCCCCAAGCCGUUGUUCAGCCUGUAUUCAACACUGACAACACCUGCUGGGUGGAAGGACACUGUCUCCAGCGUUACCCGCGUGACGACAAGUUGAUAUGCUCAAUUUGCGACGAAAGGGCAGAGGAAGGAAUGUAUAAAUGCACUGGCUGCAAGACCUAUGUUCAUGGAAGAUGCGCCCCCUUGAUUUGCCUGGUGUGUCCUGCUGCUUUCCACCCUGAGCAGAUUCGAGCAGCAUUUGUGCGCUGCUUUGCUAGCUUGUUGUAUACAUAUAAAAAGUUCAUGCUGCCAGCCAGUAAGGAGCAGAAGAAGUCGGGAUUAACGUACCAUUUCAAUAUGGAUGGUUUCCUUAAAAGCCUGCCUCAUGAGCACGCGGAAUAUGUGGCGGUUCUGCAGCAGACCCAAGCAUUCAAUGAGUUCAUAGGUGAACGCGAGCGGGUGAAGUCCAAUGCCAAGGACCCGGAAAUUGUUUUGUUUGAUGAAGUUAUCUUGUCGAAGCGUAAUCGUGGACGAUCGUCUAUCUUUUCCGGGCGCAUGGCUACCGACUUCUUAUCGAAUACCCAAGACCAUCUCUGGCGGUCGGCGGCAGCAACCUCUUUCCCGCCUACAAGUCGGACGCAGCAGAGUAUAUCAGAUGACUAUGCGGAAGUUAUCAGGCGAGCGCCAGCAAAGCUCGAUCAUUCUUACAUGAAGGAGCCUCGCAUGGUGCAAGGAGUGCCUCGGAUGUCCAAAACUGCCAACAAGAGGAAGCCUCUGCCCAAGCUGAUGAACGGCCUCGCCAUUUCACCGCCAUAAGCAGCCAGCCGACAGGGUCUUUUCAUCGUACAUUCGAGGAAAUCAAUUCUCCUUCUCCAUUCGAGGCAUCUUCAAGAAUAGAGCAGAGCACGAGGGUCUGCCAUCCAUCAGGCCAUUUUGGCAUUCCUUUGCAUGACGACCUGCAUCGAUUCCGAGACGGGGAUCCACAUCCCUGUGAACGCACAGCACACAUCAAGUUGAUAUGAUUUGCUUUGACGAUUCUUAACGACCAAGUACACCCGUACUGAGUAUAUACUGAAAUCUUCCCGAUGACUGUAAUGACGACAGCAUAGCGUUUUCGCCUUCUAAUUAAGAAGGAUCGGUCUCGCGUCCACCUGUUUAAUGUUUCACCUGUUUGAUGUUUCACCCUCGUUUAGAAUACCCAGUGGGCUAUUUUUGUGUUGGAUACCAUAGAAUAGCUACUCUUCUUUCUUACUGCUGUACGAUUGGUUAAUCAAGACAAGACAAAAGUUGGUUAUUUG